AUGUCGAAGCAGACUUACAAAGUGUGCUUCUGCUUCCGCCGCCGGUUCCGCAUGGCUGCGGCCGAGGCGCCGGCCGACAUCAAGGCCCUAUUUGAGCUGUACUCGGAUAACGGCGUAAUGGGUGUCGAUCAGCUGCAGCGCUUCCUCGUCGAGGUCCAGAAAGAGGAGAAUGCCACGGUUGCUGAUGCCCAGGAUAUCAUGAAUAGCCUCCACGAGUCGAGGCACCUCAACAUAUUUCAUCGCCAGGGACUCAAUAUGGAGGGAUUUUUUAAGUAUUUGUUUGGGGAAGUUAAUCCACCGCUUAAUCCCAAACUCGGGGUAAUGUUUCUCUAA
Fraxinus pennsylvanica is the source of this 333-nucleotide messenger RNA. Lineage: Eukaryota; Viridiplantae; Streptophyta; Magnoliopsida; Lamiales; Oleaceae. The record is from the annotation of a GenBank genome assembly.